Molecule: messenger RNA, 1329 nt
Organism: Emiliania huxleyi CCMP1516
Lineage: Eukaryota; Haptophyta; Isochrysidales; Noelaerhabdaceae
Exons: 4
Coding region: 21-914 (297 amino acids)
Source: RefSeq, a predicted model, not a curated record
CUUGCUUUGGCCGGUGACGUAUGGAAACACACCACGAGCCGCCACCCGCGUGCGAGUGUGGCUACUCCCCGCCCGAGCCGCCCUCGUGCACAGUCUCCCCGCCCGAGCCGCCGGCGUGUGAGCGAGUGCAAUCCAGCGGGUUGGUCUUCAAUCCAGAGGCGCACUCGUGGAUUCUUGUGGACGACUCGCCCUCCCACUCGCCACGCCCCUCGCUCGCGCCCUCGAGCAACUCGCUGGCUCAGAGCUGGGCGGCGGGAGACAGCGAAGGUGAGAGCGAAGCCGACAGAGUCGACAGUGGGAUCGCCUCGAGCGGCGCUGCCUCCGCGUACGGGCUGGGCGGCGAGACGAGCGCAUCCGUCACGCCGCUUCCGCUCAGCCCGCUGCUCGGGCUCGGCUCGGACGAGGACGAGGUCCUCUCCGCGCAAGCGCUGAGCGAGAUUCUCGCGGCGGCUUGGCCGCUGCCGCUCUCGCACGGCAUGAGCCCAGACUCGCGGGACGAGGACGGGGAGGCGGCGCCCCCCGACUCGCUGCUGCUCGCCGCCACGCCGCCGCUCUCGCCGCGGCUGCCGCGCGGCUGCGGCGCCGACGAGUAUGCUUGCCCCAAGCCGCCGCCCGCGCCGCCACCGGGCGCGUGCGGCGCAGGCGCGCGUGACGGCGGCGCGUGCGCGCCGCCGCCGCCCCUCGAGUGGUCCGUCCGCGCAAAGUCCUCCGCUUGGAAGGGGACGUGGAGCAAGCCGCUCGUCGUCGUCGCGGCGCUGCUCGCCAGCCACACAGCGGUCCUCCUCCUCGGCAUCGCAAUCGGCCGACGCGUCUCCGUGCUGACAGAGUCCACGUCGGCCGGCGGGAGCAGCUUCCUCGCGCGCCGCUUCUCGAGCGGACCCGGCGGAAUCCACAGUCGGCUCUGCUUCGCCUGAGCUGCGGGGGAGGAGCGCCAGCCGCGCCACAACCCACGCCGCUGUCCUGCUGCAGCGCGAGCGGCUCCGUCUCGCGCGCGCGGCGGCGGCGGGCAAGGCUCUGCCUGUACACCUUGUGCGUGCGCCCCUCUCCCCUCUGUGAGGCGGACCCCAGAUGCCCCCUCCCCAGUUGCACUUGGUGCCGGACCCGUUUUGCCUAGCGCCGCCCCCGUCGCCCUCGAACGCCGUGCCGAGCAGCUUGCCGUUCUCGUCCCGAGCCCCCCCCCCUUCCCCCAGACGGUUAACCCUCCCGCAGCGAGAGGGCAGCGCGGGACAAGUCCGAAGUCGAGAGUCGGAGAGCGAGAGAUCGUAGGAUCGAGAGACAGAGACCGCUGGUGUAUAUACUUUUUUGCGAAGCGGGAACUUAAACAUGUGA